AGUCAAAUUAAAUUGUUGUUUACUGGGCAUAUACUUUUAGUAUGGUUACAAUACAAGAGCAAAUGCGCAUUAUCAUAGAUUAUGAAGUAUUUAGAGCCGAACAGAGUUGACAUGCGCAGAAGAGCUUAAACUCUCUCGUAGAAUAAAGUAUAGGGGGCAAUUCGUUCUCUGAUUGAUUUAUAUACAGUACAAUUCUUCAUUGUUCAAAUUUGUUCAAAUUGGACUCUGGAUACAAUAUCUGAAACUCUUUUAAAUGAAGUAGCGUGUGAUGUAAAUAGAAUUAUCACUCUCACUCAAUCUAUCAAACGAGUGAAAUAUAGGCAAUAAAAGUAGUAUAUUCCAGCGAUUACUUUAAACUGCCAUAUUGUAUGUACUUGAUAGAAACUCUUGAAUCUCUUACAGUUAAAGUAAAAAAAAUCUACCCGUCACGAUGGAUGCUUCAGCAGGUGUUUUGUCACCAGAAAUCUUAAAUCAGUUCUACACAAAAUUUUAUGAAGACAAUCGUAAUACUCUGGCACAAAAUGUAUCUACAAGGACCAAUCCUCAUGAAGCUUGCAUUUCAAGAAGAAUUUUGCAAGAAUCGCAACAUGUUUUCACUCAUAAGAUUGCAACAGAAGUGAAACCUGUAACAAAUCAAAAAAAUUCAGGACGAUGUUGGAUAUUUUCAGCUUUGAACAUUAUAAGAAUUCCCUUUAUGAAGCAAUACAAUUUAGAUGAAUUUGAAUUUAGUCAAGCUUAUUUAUUCUUUUGGGAUAAGCUUGAACGAUGCAAUUAUUUUUUACAUAAUAUUGUAAAAACAGCUAAACAAAAUGAGCCAGUGGAUGGUCGUUUGGUUUCAUUCUUGCUAAAUGAUCCUGUCACAGAUGGUGGACAAUGGGAUAUGAUUGUCAAUCUUAUAAAUAGACAUGGUGUUAUUCCGAAAGUUUGUUUCCCAGAAUCAUAUAGUAGUGAAUCUAGUUCACGUAUGAAUACAAUUUUAAAAAGUAAACUGAGAGAGUAUUCUAAAGUCUUAAGAGAUUUAAUAUCUAGUGGUGCAACAAAUGAGAAAAUAGAAGCACAAAUUUUGGAACAGAUGACAGUGAUUUAUCGAAUACUUGGUAUAUGUCUAGGAAUACCAUCAAAAACAAUCACAUGGGAAUAUUAUGAUAAGUCUAAAAAUUACAAUUGCAUUGGGCCUAUAACACCAAUAGACUUUUAUGAGAAAUACGUGAAACCAUACUAUAAUGUAGAUGAUAAAGUAUGUCUAGUAACAGACCCAAGACCAUCAAAUCCAUUUGGAAAACUUUAUACAAUAGAUUGUUUAGGAAAUGUUGUAGGUGGAAGACCUACAUUGUAUAACAAUCAACCACCUGAAUUACUAAUGAAGUUGUGCGCAGAAAGUAUAAAACAAAAUGAACCUGUAUGGUUUGGAUGUGACGUGAACAAGAGGUUAAUAACUAAACAGGGUAUAUUAGACAUGAAAUCUUAUGACUUUGAACACAUGUUUGGAACUGAUAUUCAAGUUAAUCUUGCAAAAGCAGACCGAUUACUUUAUGGAGAUUCUAUGAUGAUGCAUGCCAUGGCACUCACAGCUGUUUCUAUUGAUAAUGAUGGUAAAAUUAAGAAAUUCAGAGUAGAAAAUUCUUGGGGUGAUGAUCAUGGACAAAAAGGAUAUUUGAUACUAACAGCUGAAUGGUUUUCUGAAUUUGUUUUUGAAGCAGUUGUUGAUAAAAAAAUAGUACCAGCGGAUGUUUUAAAUGUAUUCAAACAGGAUCCUAUUACCUUACCUGCAUGGGAUCCUAUGGGUACUCUUGCUCACUAAUAAUGAUAAAAGCUUAAGCAUUUAAAGAUAAAAUUUUUAGUUAACAAAGGAGAUCAAAAUCGAAUAGCAAAUAAAAUUUUGAACAUACUGUACACAAAGUGCAACAAACCAAAACUUCAACAAUGUUUUUAACUGACUAACAACUAUGAAAUAAUUCUAAGAUCUUAAAUUUGAAAUAACAUACAUUGCUGAAAUUGG
Molecule: messenger RNA, 1999 nt
Organism: Megachile rotundata (alfalfa leafcutting bee)
Lineage: Eukaryota; Metazoa; Arthropoda; Insecta; Hymenoptera; Megachilidae
Product: bleomycin hydrolase
Biological process (GO): L-homocysteine catabolic process; proteolysis; response to toxic substance
Cellular component (GO): cytoplasm
Molecular function (GO): cysteine-type aminopeptidase activity
Source: RefSeq, a predicted model, not a curated record